Molecule: messenger RNA, 704 nt
Organism: Camellia sinensis
Lineage: Eukaryota; Viridiplantae; Streptophyta; Magnoliopsida; Ericales; Theaceae
Product: asterix-like protein
Biological process (GO): protein insertion into ER membrane
Cellular component (GO): endoplasmic reticulum membrane
Molecular function (GO): protein folding chaperone
Source: RefSeq, a predicted model, not a curated record
CCCCAAACCGGCACGUAACUUGUCGUGACCGUGCCAGAUCUCUGAUGACCCAACCCAACCAAGAGGCCAUAAGCCAAUCGCCUAUUGCAGCCAUUGUUGUUCACUGAAGAGAGAGAGACAGAGAUCAGAGAAAUGUCGUCGCACAACAAUUCAUCAUCAUCGGCGGCGAAUGAUCCACGGCAGCCCUCAGCUGCAAAGCCGUUCGCAUCAUCGAUGGUGUCUCCUCAAGAACUUCCCAUCGAUUACUCCGGUUUCAUUGCCGUCAUCUGCGCCGUCGCCGGCGUCAUGUUCCGUUACAAGCUUGGCUCGUGGCUCGCUAUCAUAUUCUGUGCUCAAUCACUUGCCAAUAUGAAGAAUAUGGAGAAUGAUCUUAAGCAGAUCUCGAUGGCCAUGAUGUUUGCUAUAAUGGGAUUGAUGACGAACUACUUUGGGCCUGCUCGACCAGCACCACCCCAAAAUUAAGAUUUCUUAGAUCUUGUAUUCGGAUGUUACAAUUAAUCCGAGCAUCCUUUUUGCGUUAAUUGCGUUUCAACUUAAUUAAGUAGCGAAAUUUGAUGUGAAAAAUUCAAAGAUUAACCUAGAUGUACCCUCUGAUACUGGAUAUGUUUUCAUUUUUGGCUCUCACUGAACCAUCUUUUUGUGGUUAUUCUGCUUUGAUUUUUUAAGUGUUGUGGUAUUGUUCAGUGUGACGUAGUAAACAACCA